GAAGUUAAUUUGUAUGUUUGUGUAAGCUUGUACUUGGAAUCACUCACAUUACUCAGUCCUGACAGGCACGCUUAAAAAAAUCCUCUACUACCCCCGAUUUGCUGGUCUUCACCCCGUUGAUCAAUUUUCCCGGUCAGCCCUGGUGCAAAAUCAAAGCAUACAACCUGAUUUGUUAUUACACCCACUACCACAAUUUAUUUUUCAGACACAUACCUCCUGCAAGUGAAUUUCGCCAUCCGGGAAAACAAGCAAUGGGAGUCCACAGCGCCCUUACCUGUCCAUUUGUCAAGUUACGGAAAAUACUUUUUAUGAUGGUUAUUUCUGUUGGAAUGACCUUAAUUUACCUUGUUCAAAACAAAGAAACUGUGAUUCCCAGUUAUAGAUCACAUGUGAAUUUUUGGAAGGGAAAUAAAGACACUUUGCGGAAUAUAAUGACCACUCCAAAGUUAGAUGUGAAAAUCUGCCCUGCAAUGUCUCCUCACCUGAAGGGCGCUAUGAAGAUUACCUUUGAGCCUGCACUAACUCUAGAGCAAGUCCAGUCUAAGAACCCUUCAGUGAAAGAAGGUCUAUACCACCCGACCACAUGCCAGUCGCAGCAAAAAGUGGCCAUAAUAAUUCCGUUCAGAAACAGAGAAAGGCACCUUGUCUAUUUGCUCAAUCACCUUCACCCGUUCUUGCAGAGACAACAGAUAGAGUAUGGAAUAUACGUCGUACACCAGGCUGGGAACGAAAAGUUUAAUCGAGCCAAGUUGAUGAAUGUUGGAUAUUUGGAGGCAUUAAAGGAAAUGGAAUGGGACUGCUUUAUAUUCCACGACGUGGACCUUCUCCCAGAAAAUGAUUUAAACCUGUAUCUCUGCGACACUGAACCCAAGCAGCUUGUGGUUGGAAGAAACACCACUAACUACAAGGUUUUAUUACAAAAAAUGACGAUUGUUCAGCCUCCUUUGGAAAUAGCCAAAUAUACCAUGAUAUUCCACUCACGAGACAAGGGCAACGAAGUAAACAAUAAGAGAAUGCAGCAAUUGAAGAGUGUUUCCAAGGUCUACAAGACAGAUGGACUGAAUUCCUGCUUCUACAAACUGCUGUCGAUAGAACACAACCCUCUGUACAUUAAUAUUACAGUGGACAUUGGAGGACCAAACUCCAGUCCCUUAAGGACCUCAUGGGCCUGGAGCUGAAAGUGGUUAUCAUGCCGGGAGUGAACUGGAGCCUCACAUUGUAGGUAGUCAAACCGUUUUCUAAUGGUUUGAUUAUUUCCCUGGGUUCACCAGGCACAGCCCUCUGACUCCACUAACUCAACCACAAAGCUGAAUACUCUUGCUGAGGAGCUCCCAUUAGCUCUCCUGGCCAGUAUUUGAGGCUGUGUGGCCGAUGCCGGUCUUGCAAGCAAUGUAGCAAUGUAGCAGACAGUAUUUCUGUAUGGUGGAGCAUUGAGGCAGUAUUUCCCAGAUCUGCAAAUAUGUAUUUCUCCCCAGAUACAUACUUGCAGAUCUGGGAGAUACUCUCAGACCUAUGUUUAGCUCUGCCCUUCCUCUACUCAAACUCAGUGCACAAUGAAGAGUGCUAUUUAGCUCUGUGAGUGUGGCGUGGCUGGCUGCAUUCCAAGCAGUGAAAUGGUUAAAAGAGAGAGCAGCUUUUUUACAACUCUCAGUCUGCAGGUUUUUACCCCAGCCCCCCUCCACAAACGGACACAGAGAAAUAAACUUCUGAGUAAGCAGCCAGAUCUCUCUGCUGGGAGGAUUUGUAGAGGGAAGGCAGACCUGCUCAGUGAUGAAGAUGGGGACACUUAGGAACAAAAUAAAAAAUGUAUUUAAACAUACAGCAGCAUUUACUUCUA
Messenger RNA from Pelobates fuscus (common spadefoot toad), 1837 nucleotides. Its product is annotated as beta-1,4-galactosyltransferase 4-like. Gene Ontology annotation, cellular component: Golgi apparatus. The record is from RefSeq and is a predicted model, not a curated record. Gene Ontology annotation, biological process: carbohydrate metabolic process. The coding region runs from base 252 to 1178 and encodes 308 amino acids. Lineage: Eukaryota; Metazoa; Chordata; Amphibia; Anura; Pelobatidae. Gene Ontology annotation, molecular function: galactosyltransferase activity. The transcript has 5 exons.